Scheffersomyces stipitis CBS 6054 is the source of this 713-nucleotide messenger RNA. It is a transcript of the gene CYP1, whose product is annotated as peptidylprolyl isomerase. The transcript has a single exon. Gene Ontology annotation, biological process: protein peptidyl-prolyl isomerization; protein folding. Lineage: Eukaryota; Fungi; Ascomycota; Pichiomycetes; Serinales; Debaryomycetaceae. The record is from RefSeq and is a predicted model, not a curated record. Bases 12 to 500 code for a protein of 162 amino acids. Gene Ontology annotation, molecular function: peptidyl-prolyl cis-trans isomerase activity.
CAAUCACAAACAUGUCCAAGGUUUACUUCGAUAUCGCCGCAAACGGCCAAAAGUUAGGUAGAAUCACCUUCAAGUUGUACAACGACGUUGUCCCAAAGACCGCCGAAAACUUCCGUGCCUUGGCUACCGGUGAAAAGGGCUUUGGUUUCGCUGGCUCUGCUUUCCACAGAGUUAUUCCUCAAUUCAUGUUGCAGGGUGGUGACUUCACCAGAGGUAACGGUACCGGUGGUAAGUCCAUCUACGGUGAGAAGUUUGCUGACGAAAACUUUGCCAAGAAGCACGAAAGACCUGGUUUGCUUUCCAUGGCCAACGCUGGUCCAAACACCAACGGUUCCCAAUUCUUCAUCACCACUGUUCCAUGCCCAUGGUUGGACGGUAAGCACGUCGUCUUCGGUGAAGUUGUUGAAGGCUUCGACGUCGUCAAGCAGGUUGAAGGUUACGGUUCCAACUCUGGUGCCACUUCUGCCAGAAUCACCAUUGAAGCUUCUGGUGAAUUGUAAAUGAGGAAUUGAAAAAUUUGUCCUAGGCAGGAAUAUCGGAAACUGUCUGAUUGUGUACGUCAAUUGGCGACUGUGAGAACUCAAUGCUGUCAAUUGGCUGUGUCCAAUGGCAUGUCGCGUGCAUGUCGUGUUUCUGCCGUUCAAUUUGGUUUAUUAGUUAAUUAUAAAAUGUACGCUGCACAGACUCGAUUGAAUGGGGUCUGAUCGGUAUUG